Gongylonema pulchrum is the source of this 591-nucleotide messenger RNA. The record is from the annotation of a GenBank genome assembly. Lineage: Eukaryota; Metazoa; Nematoda; Chromadorea; Rhabditida; Gongylonematidae.
GUGGAUUUCAACUUUCACAAAGGCGGCGAUAGGAAUGCAGAUUUGCCGCUGCACCUGAGUAUACGUUUUGAUGAAGGGAAAAUGGUCUACAACACGUACAUUGGUGGUAACUGGAGUGAUAGCGAGCAGCGCAUCAAGAAUCCGUUCAAGGCGAAUGCCGAGUUUGAUCUCCGAGUUCGCAUCAUCAACAACAAAUAUCAAGUAUUUGCGAAUCGCGCCGAAGUCGGCACCUUUGAUCAGCGGAUGCCUCUCGACGGGGUAAGAAAACGAUUUAAUAUAAAUUUGUAUCGAGCCAAUCGCCAGUAUGCUCUGCAAGUAUCCGUACGAUUCAAUGAAGGCGCAGUUGUGCGGAACGCAAUGCAGAAUAAUGUGUGGGGCCGUGAAGAACGAGAAGGUGGUCUGCCGAUAAGCAAAGGAGAAAUUGCUGAUGUGACAAUCAUCAAUGAGCGAUUCAGCUUUCAAGUAUUUUUCAACGGUAAUCGCUUCGCCACAUUUGCGCAUCGUGGCUCUCCGGACGAUAUUGAAACUGUUGAAAUUGACGGCGACUGUGAAAUUUACUCCGUCACUGUUAACAAUGCUGUUGGUGUAUAG